AUGAGUCUUCGCCAUGCCAGAGAAGAGGCCAAGGCUUCACUAAAGUUGAUUAGAGGUAUAGUCUCUCUUUGUGGUCAUUGGAUAGAUGCUUUGUUUGAUUUUGGUGCCACACACUCUUUUAUAUCUAAUGAUUGUACCAAGAGACUAAAAUUGCAUGUGCUUGAAAAGCUAUUUUCCAUGAAUGUGUCUAUGCCGAUUGGUGUAUUCGUGAGGACCAAUCGAGCUUGUCUAAAACUAGACUUGAAGUUUGGUGAUAGAGUCACUAUAUGCUUACCUUUGAGUGGCAUUGAUGUGAUAGUUAGGAUGCAUUGGUUGUCUGCCAAUGGUGUGACACUUUACUGUAAUAGAAAGACAGUCUCCUUAUCAGUUUACACAGCAACAGCAGUUAACCUUGAACCUGUUAAGUCAUUGUCAGUAGUGGAUUAUGGGACUUCUAAGUUCUUGAUAGCCUUACAAGUAGAGAAGUUAGUGAAAGAAGGGUAUCAAGCUUUCAUGAUCUACUGUUCUAUACAUGAAGUGUACGAUAAGGGAAUUCACAGAAUUAGUGUAGUGAAUGAGUUCCUAAAGGUGUUUGAUGACUAA
Prosopis cineraria is the source of this 582-nucleotide messenger RNA. RefSeq lists its product as uncharacterized. Lineage: Eukaryota; Viridiplantae; Streptophyta; Magnoliopsida; Fabales; Fabaceae. The record is from RefSeq and is a predicted model, not a curated record. The transcript has a single exon. Bases 1 to 582 code for a protein of 193 amino acids.